AUGCCGGUUAGCCGGUCAGCAGCCAGAACACCACAGCAGCGCCGUCAUUUCUCGCCUACGACGGCAUCUCGCCAGUAUGAGCAGCCGCACCCAGACUCGGGAGCCGGCAACGGUGGUGGCGCCGGCCAGGGAAAAGCCGGCGGCACCAAUGGCGGUACCAAUUCGGAUCCGUCGCUCCUGGCCCGGAUGCUCGAGUCUGCCGCCACCACCCUAGCCUCCGUCUUGGUCUUGGGCGCUGGGUUCGCCGCCGCCGGAUACGUUUACCACAAAUUCUACAAGGCUCUGCAGCUCAAGAAGAUUGAAAAUGCCUUCAAGCCCGGCGAUCCGGUGCUCGUGCUCGCUGCCGUCGCCAAGUCACUCCCCGACGAGGAUGAUUCGGACCAUUGGAUCCAGCGCGCCGAACAAUCCAAGAUUGAUGCCAUUGUGACUGGACAUUCCAAGGGACAUUACCACCUCAUCAUGGGCGAAAAGGGCAGCGGCAAGAGCUCCAUGCUCCUCGAGGCCAUGCGCAAGAUUGACGGCGAUGGCUGUGCCAUGUUUGAGGCGCAUGCCGAUCUCGAGAUAUUCCGGAUCCGCUUGGGAAAGGCGCUCGACUACGAGUUUCACGAGGACUAUAUUGGAGGCUAUUUCAGUGAGCGAGGGCCAAGAGACACUACCGCGUUGCUCGACAUUGAGCGAGCAUUGAAUAAACUUGAAAAGGUGGCUUUGAAGAAUCGUGCAGAUAGGGGGAAGCCCUUGGUCAUCAUUGUCAACCAAUGCCACCUGAUUCGAGACGACGAAGAUGGCAAGGACUUGCUGGAACUCUUGCAACAGAGAGCUGAGCAGUGGGCUGCCUCCAACUUGGUCACCAUGGUCUUUAAUUCGGAUGACUACUGGGUAUACGAGCGGUUCAAGCAGCUGGCCACGCGAAUGGAGGUUUUGGCCGUACAUGACUUGCCAAAAUCUCAAGCAUUGACGGCCCUGAAGAGAUACCGCCAGCGUUAUUUCCAGGAGGAUGUGCCCAAGGCCGACCUUGAAAAGGUUUAUGAUCUUGUCGGCGGCAGACUAUCCUUUUUGAAUCGUGUGGCCAAAUCCGCUAACAUGAUCAAGACGUGUGAUCAGAUCAAGGAGAUUGAAAAGACGUGGUUCCUCAACCAGUGCUGGAUUCUUGGCAGUGAAAUGGACGACGAUGUGAUGGACCAGCAGAAGUGGGCUGCGGCAGCAAUGGUGCUUGCGCUGGCUCUCGUCGACAAGGAGGAAGAGAUGGACCAUACCUACGAUGCUGUGACCGGACAUGUCCUACCAACGUAUCCCAUGCACAUUGCACAACAGAUCAUGACGCGAGCCGACUUCAUAAGAGAUCUCGACCGCCUCAAUCUAUUCACGAUUACGAGCACCGCUCAAGUACGAGCUAGUUCGGUGCCCAUGCAUCGCGCAUUCCGGGAGAUUUGCGCCGAACCUGGAUUUCGCCAGUUCCUCGAGGAUACAAACGAGCGCAUUGCUGCUAUCGAGUCUCUCGGACGUACCAGAGAACUCGUGGCAAAGGAUCUUGUUCUGGGAGGAAAGUAUGAGAUUUCCAAAGGAUGGUCAGGCAAGAUCAAUGUGGUACUCAAGGAGCAAGAAGAGAAGAAGGAAGAUGGCAAUGACGACUAA
Pestalotiopsis fici W106-1 is the source of this 1632-nucleotide messenger RNA. RefSeq lists its product as uncharacterized. The record is from RefSeq and is a predicted model, not a curated record. NCBI's taxonomy places the organism in Eukaryota, Fungi, Ascomycota, Sordariomycetes, Amphisphaeriales, Sporocadaceae. The transcript has 3 exons. Bases 1 to 1632 code for a protein of 543 amino acids.